AUGGUGGUGGAGGUGAUUUGUACUCAACCUUUGGAGAUGGUGAAUAAUAUGGUGGUGGUGGAGGAGAAGUGUAGACAUAUGGUGGUGGUGGAGACUUGUAGUCGACCUUUGGUGAUGGAGAGUAGUAUGGUGGUGGUGAUGGAGAACUGUAGACAUUUGGUAGAGGAGGAGUGUUGUAUUCUAUUUUCGGAGUUGGUGAAUAUGAAGGGAGUGGUGGCAAGCUAUACGUGA
Molecule: messenger RNA, 231 nt
Organism: Eruca vesicaria subsp. sativa (arugula)
Lineage: Eukaryota; Viridiplantae; Streptophyta; Magnoliopsida; Brassicales; Brassicaceae
Source: the annotation of a GenBank genome assembly